AUGUUGAAUUUCAACUGGAAUACAGUUGAUGAAUCUACAUUUCAAGGUUAUUUGAACAAAUAUGCAAAUGCAUUUAAAGGAUAUCAAACUCGAUAUUGUGUAGUGGAUACACAAACAAAAUCUUUACUUUAUUUUACACCAGAUGAAGUACGAAAAAAAGGUCCAAGAGGUGUAAUCGAAUUAAUAGAUUGUUGGGUAUCACCAUCGAAUGAAGAUGAUGUUACUUUUACAGUACAAACUGUAAGUGGAGAAUCAUUUAAAUUACGUGCAAUGAAUGCUAGAGGAAGACAAAAAUGGAUUGAUAAAUUACGAGCAUGUUCAGGAUCAAAUGCAGCUAAUGUUUAUGUUUCAUCAUUACCAAUACCAAAAACACAACAAACAAAUGUAUCACCAUUAACAAAUUCACCAAAUGAACCAAAUAUUCAUAUAACAAAUCGAAAAAAUUCAAAAAUGGAUCAUCAUCAACAAACUAUUAAAGAACUUAAAGAAGUUAUGCGUUGUGUUGAAGUUAAUCAACGAGAAUUUGUUGAAACUAUUGAUGUAAUACCUGAUGAUAUUACUUUACAUUCCCUAUCGAAAGAAAUGUUACUUCUUCGUUCAAUAUCUCAAUCGUGUAUUAAUUCAUUACAGGACAGUUUAAUAAUUCUUACUCGAAGAAGAACACCUGAAAAUGAACCGGCUUCUACUUCUAUACCAUCACCAACAAAUACAUAUAAUAAACAAAUGAAUCAAUCUCUUAAUAGUAGUACUGGUGCAAGACCACCGAGCUUAACAGUUGGCUUAUCAUCACAGUCAAAUACAUCGCCUUUACAAAACAAAAAUUCCAAUCUUAUUAGCCAUAAUCAACAAAGAACACAAGAAAUGCCAGGAAAAAUACCUGAAAAAGAAAAUCGUUUAAGUCUUAUUUCUAUUGAAGUACUUAUUAGUCAUGUUCAAAUUGAUCUUAAUAUAGAAUGUCAUUUACCUUGUAUGGUUUUUCGUUUACUUGAUUAUCCAGCUGUAUCAAUACCGUAUUUUGAUGAAUGGCAAAUUGAAGAAUUUCAUAAUCUAAAAAAAGAUUAUCCAAAUAUAACUUGGCGUCAAUUAUUAUCAGAUCAAUUUUAUGAAUUACGUUCAGCUAAUGGUAAAUUUUCUUUUAAACGUGGUAAAUCAUGUUUAUUUAAAACAUAUUUUCGAACAUUAUAUACACAUUUAUUAAAUGUACCAUUGUUUCUAUUACUUAUUGAUCAAAUUAAUAAUAGUGAUGCAGCGAAUACAUCACAUUUUAUUGGUAGUUGUAAUGUUAAAUUAAAUGAAUUAAUUGAAAUAUUAAAUCAAUCAAUUAUUAAAAAUGGAAAUGAUAUACCUCUUGUUGAACAACAAACAUUUCAUUGUACACUUUUUAAUUUAAUGGGUAAUAAAAUUGGCACAUGUGAUGUUGCGAUUCGUUUCUGUCAUUAUGGUACAACUAUUUUAACACAAUUACCUAUGCUUAAUGAUCAACAAGUGAUAAAACAAGAUAAUCAAGAAAAAAUUAUUGAAUCAUUCGCACCACCACCACCACCAGCAUCGACUGUAAUUAAAGAAAAAAAUACUGAACCAUCAGUACCCGUACUACCAGCAGAUACCGUUGUUAAACAUAUUCAUUUUGUUAAUGAAAAAAAAGAUAUUGGUUUACAAUUAUCACGUAGUGAUCUUCCAUCAUCAUCGAAUAAUAAUAAAUCUGCUCAAACACGUUGGACAAGUACGAGAACACGAUCAACUAAUUAUCAUCAAUCAACAAGUCACUAUUUACGUACUAUUGAAGAUCCAUCACUUGAUGACCCAACUGUGACUUUCUACCAACCACCUCCACUCUAUUUUAAUUCUGAUUCUGAUUUUCUUCAAAUGAUGACACCAUCAACAAAAGUAAUUAUAGAAGCAAAAGAAAAUCGUUUAUCCUAUCUGGCAUCUAUUCCUAUUGCUAGUUUUAAUGAUGAUGAUGAUGAUGAUGAUAAAUCACAUAUUGAAAAUGAGAAUAUAAAUAAAAAACAACAAAUAAAAAUAAAAUCUACAAAUAAUGUACAAUUUGAUUUACCUUCAUCAAUAUCAUCGACAAUUAAUUCUCAAACACAAAUUAUUUCGAAACAACAAACAUUAGCAAAAGAUUUUUUACAUAAUUUUCCACUUCUUCGAUCACUUGUUCAAGAAGCGUUAGCAUUACAACAGUCUCAGCAUAUUAUACUCAGUGAACGACCACAUACAGCUAUAGAACAGAGACAAAAAAGUGUAAAGCAAAAAUCUAUACGUCCCGCAUCAGCAACAAAUAUUCGUUCAAAAUCUGUUAUUAUUCUAAGAAAUAUAAAUAAUACUCGUCGAAUUCGUCCACUUCCACCACCGAAAACAAACCAUAUCAUAGUAACAAAAACUGAUGUACGUAAUUUAGUUGAUCGCCUUCAUAAACCAAAAAUGAAUAAAAACGUUGAACAGAAAAAUUCUUUAAUUGAUCAAAAUAUACCAACUGAACAGCCUACUCCUUUUGUUUCUCCACGUCGUUCUUUAAAACCUGUUUCUACUUCGUCUCCAAGUACUGUACAAAAACCACCACCUUCUUAUAAUACGACACGUGCUCAUCGAUUGAUGGCUGAGUUUUCUCGAGCUCGUCGUGCUGGCUUUCAACCUCAAAUAACUAGUUCACCUAAAAAAGAAUCAAUAUCAAAGAUUCGUAUUCCACCAUCAACACCUCAAAAUAUCAAUACUGGCACUAUUUCACAUUUAUCUCUUCUUAAUAAAGUUGAAAUUGAUACUGCAAGUAUAGGAAAGAACACAACUGAAAUCUCAUCAAUAGAAAAGACACCAGAAAAUAUUGGUCGAACUAUGAAAUCGCCAACAACAGUAACAACAAGUCAAGAUGUGAGUUUAAAAUUGAAUCAAACAUCAAUAAAGACAACAGCAUCUGAUGAUUCCGACUUGUCUAUUUCGCAACGUAAGCAGGAAAAUGAUGAAAGAAAAGAUGAUUUAGCUUUUUCAAUUAGUGAUAUUACUGAUUAUUUUACUGAUGGUGGUGAAUCAAGUACGCAUCCACUCACUCGACAAUCAACAUAA
Adineta steineri is the source of this 3063-nucleotide messenger RNA. The record is from the annotation of a GenBank genome assembly. Lineage: Eukaryota; Metazoa; Rotifera; Eurotatoria; Adinetida; Adinetidae.